Molecule: messenger RNA, 352 nt
Organism: Candidula unifasciata
Lineage: Eukaryota; Metazoa; Mollusca; Gastropoda; Stylommatophora; Geomitridae
Source: the annotation of a GenBank genome assembly
CUCCCUGAUGUCCACAACCACCUAUGGACUGUCAGGUCAGUUGGCCUUUGAUGAGGAUGGUUACAUGGAUGUCAGCAAGUUUCGGGUCAGGAACCUCGUUUUCGAUGGUCGGCAGAGUGUCUGGCAAGAUAUCGGCUGUGUUCAGGGAAAGGAAGUCAGACCAUUCGGAAUCAUCUGGCCUGGGGAUGCUCAAAACAUGAAGUCAGAAACUGAAGGCAAGAAGCGUUACCGAGUGGUAACCAAUCCAGUACAACCGUUUGUUAUGACCGAAGCACCACAUUCGGACUACAGGCAAUGCUUGAGCGACACACCCUGCCUGAACUUAACCAACAAAUUCAAGUCCCAAGAAAUG